AGGAUGUAGAGAUUGCCGCGCACCCGAUUUAGCCGGCUACUACCUCUGGCGGUCAACUGUCAGUCCACGCAUGUCUCAUACCUACUGGCGGACCACUCCACUGAUCUUCCCAUAUCCAUCGAACUCCGCUCAGAUGGCUCUAGCGAGUGAUGCUGAGUGUUUCGCGCGUACGCACAAAUUUUAAAAGUCAGUGAAGAAAAUUGUCAGUCAUUGUUACAACAUUUGGGUAGAGAACAGUUCAAAGAGUAACACGAGUUACAACUAUCAGGUGUAUCUAGGUUUCAACUUUGAAUAUUAUUCAAGUGAUCUUCGGUGGUAAAAUGAUGGAGCCGAGCGAAAACACGGAGAGUGUGGCUCAAUUCGUCGAUCCACAUUUCAUAAAACGCUAUGAAGUCCAAUUAGAUGCUAAGAUAGCUGCUCUAGAAUCAUCGAUAGAAGAGGCUGAAGCGAACAAUGCUACGUUCAAAGAGAACAUUCGGACCAAACAUGCAAUAGUUAAGGAGAUGAAGAAUAAGAUAGUCGAACGCGAAAAGAGUCUUGUGGAAAGGAAAAAAAAUCUAGAUAGCAUGCAGUGCAUUAACAACGAGCUCGCAGAACAUACGGCGAUGCUGAAAGCGGACGCUGAUAAAUACGAACAAGAAACCGCGGUCAUCGCUGCAGGGCACACAGAAGUUCUGAACAAUGCUCACAUUAAGUGGGAAACCUAUAAGAAAAAUUACGAGCGACUACCGCAUGUGAUGGCCAGAAUAAAGGAAGACAUCAAGUUGAAGCAAAGUAAAAUACAUCUAGGGAUGAAACGGUAUAAACUUGAAGAGCUCAAAAAGCAGAUCGCGCAGCGCAUUGCGAUAGACGAAAUGCGAAGGAAUCGUUCUAUUAUCGAAUGUGCUGUGCUCAGGGAUGCCGGAAAAAUCGGUGAUGCAAAGUUACGCGGGAUUCUGGACACUCAGAAUGAAUUGAAAAAAGCAUUAGCUCUGCAAGAAAUCACGGUAACUCUGAUUUUCAUCAUUGAUCCUUCCAUAAAAAGAUUUUCCAUGCGGUUUGCAUCCAAAUAUUGUCUUUUUACUGUGAAGAUUGAGACACUGAAAAAGCAGAAGAAGGACCAAUCUGCUCAAAAGUGUACGACGGUAACUUCAGCCACAAAAAUCAAAGUUGAUAGAGUUUUGGACUUCGGAAUGUUAAAUAUACCGCGCCUUGAAAUCCCACGUGGAAUCACCCCAGGAGCCGAUUUAUCGUCGAUACCAAUAUUGGAUACCUGCCUCGACAAUGCAGAUAACGUCUCCAUGUCUAGCACUUUAUUCGCGGAACUUUUAGAACCGAUAAAUGUUCGAGAUGCUAAGACCAACGCUGAGCGGCUCGCUGCAGUCCCACCAGGUCUUUCAUCCGACAAGAUCGAAAACUUUCGAAGCCCAUCCACGGUUCUACCCCCCCAGAAUUACCGUAUCGGUGAAAAAUCAAGCGUAGCUGCAGAAAUUGCAACUGGAGAUCAGAAAACGACCUACGGUAAUAAAAUAGGAAAGCCCGAGAAAUCAACUGCUGGACAACACGUAAUUUCUGAGGAGAAAGAAGUGGAUGAAGAGGCGUUCGAUUAUCCCUUGAGCGGCAAACUCGCUCAGGAACCACCAGCACCGUUCGAAAAAGAUCUAGCGAGACGAGUAAACGAAGGCGAGGCAACUCCGGUUAGUCGAAAUCUUCCACAAAUAACGGACAUCGAGAACGUCAAGAUAAUACUGCCGCCGCGAACUCCGGUCAUGCAAUACAUGGCCCCCAGUUCAAUUGAUAAUUCAGCAUAUAGCGUGGAAUUUAAUCCAAACUCCAGCCAGCCUCCCAGUAAUUUUACCGAAGGGCCUUCCUCGCCGACAGGUUUGGGAGAUGCGGAUUACGGCUCGAUGUUUCUCGAAUCCGAGACUUCGCAGCAGUCAGAGGACAUGAUAAAAAAGCUUCGCAUCAUGUUCUCUCCCCGGUCAAGAAACUAUAACAAUUUGGAGCGACAAGCGAGUCCUACGGAGAAGGAACCACCGCGAGACGGAAUCUCCCACACCAAUAUUGCAAAGCCCCAAACUGCAGGAAAUCCAGGCAUAUUUGGAGACAUGACUAAAUUUGGGACGUCAGCUGUCAACCCGGAUAAAAAGAAAGAACCACUUUUUUUGAAUAUGUUUCGCUAAAUAAAUCAGAGCGGAUGCUGUGCUAACAAGGAUUCGAGAUGAAUUCUUAAAGUACACAUAGUAAUCAUCAUAUUAUAUGCAUAAUAAUUUAUUGUCAUUGAAAAAUAAGAAAAAUGUUUCAGUUUAAUAAACACAUAUGACAUAAAAUGUACCUUCAAUCGCAGAUAUUACACAUACUGAUCUUGAAUAAUAUCCACACUUUUUGGAAUAAAAAUGUAAUAAAGGAAAAUGGUGGGUUUUAUCAACUUUCAAUAAACCUGGAAGCUUCUUCAUUUCGCUAUUUUGGUAAGACAACCAGAACAGUACGAUGAAGGAUCGAUGAUCGUUCGUUCUUAGUGAAAACUUGAAUCAAAGUAAAUUCCCGCAAUAUCAUUGGGAAUUAUCUCGAAACCGGGAAUUCUCCCACUUUCUUGAAAUUAUCUUUGAUCUUGUCAAUCCUGCUUAAAUCGCCAUGCAGUUUACUACCUUCCAUAAAAUUAAAUCUUGCGGAUUAGAACUCGUGGAUGUUUGCAAUAAUCUACAUGAUAAUAUGUUUGUUUGGAAUUAGGUAUUCCUUA
Messenger RNA from Athalia rosae (coleseed sawfly), 2719 nucleotides. RefSeq lists its product as uncharacterized. The transcript is spliced from 7 exons. The coding region runs from base 321 to 2162 and encodes 613 amino acids. NCBI's taxonomy places the organism in Eukaryota, Metazoa, Arthropoda, Insecta, Hymenoptera, Athaliidae. The record is from RefSeq and is a predicted model, not a curated record.